CAAGAUGUGUGCGGUUUGUGUCUUUUUGAUGAUAGAAGUACAUUCACAUAAAUUAAUAGUAUUUUUUUUUUAAUAAAAGUGAAUAUGCAUCGGAUAAUGGGUCCCAUCAAACGAGGAGCUCUCAUAGUUGUAGAAGGUGUUGACAGAUCAGGAAAAUCUACACAAUGCAAACAACUUGUGCAAUCUUUAGAAAACCUCGAUAUCAAAGCCAGAUUGUUGAGUUUUCCGGAUAGAUCCACACAAACGGGAAAAUUAAUCGACGAAUAUUUAAGAAAUAAAGAAUGUAAACUCAACGACCACGCCAUACAUUUGCUUUUUUCUGCAAACCGAUGGGAGAACGUAGAGAAAAUGAAGUCAUGGCUCAACGAUGGUAUUACAUUGAUUGUGGACAGAUAUUCGUACUCUGGAAUUGCUUUUUCUGCAGUAAAAAAAAACAUGGACCUAGAUUGGUGUAAACAUCCCGAGGACGGGCUUCCGAAGCCCGACCUGGUUUUUCUGCUGAUGUUGAGCCAAGAGGAGAUGAUGAUGAGGCCGGGAUUUGGUAAGGAGCGUUACGAGAACCUUACGGUACAGGCGGAAGUCGCCGAUAUGUAUAAGAGGUUGAGCGAAGAAGAUAAUAAUUGGACGGUGGUUGACGCUGCGAGAAAUGUGGAUGAUGUCCACAGUGAGCUGUUGGGGAAGUGUCUGAAAGUAAUCGCGGAAGCCAAAACCGCUUCCCUUGGUAGCCUGAGGUUUUGCAGCAAUAAAAAAGUUCUGUCUUGAUAAACGAGUGAAUUAAGUGUAAAUAGAGGAUUUCUAAUUUAACUUUAAUUAUAUAUUAUUUCUGCAAA
Messenger RNA from Anoplophora glabripennis (Asian longhorned beetle), 830 nucleotides. Its product is annotated as thymidylate kinase. The transcript is spliced from 3 exons. Gene Ontology annotation, biological process: dTTP biosynthetic process; dUDP biosynthetic process; dTDP biosynthetic process. The coding region runs from base 85 to 762 and encodes 225 amino acids. Gene Ontology annotation, cellular component: mitochondrion; nucleus; cytoplasm. The record is from RefSeq and is a predicted model, not a curated record. Gene Ontology annotation, molecular function: dTMP kinase activity; ATP binding. Lineage: Eukaryota; Metazoa; Arthropoda; Insecta; Coleoptera; Cerambycidae.